Messenger RNA from Xyrauchen texanus (razorback sucker), 3533 nucleotides. Its product is annotated as endothelin-converting enzyme 1-like. NCBI's taxonomy places the organism in Eukaryota, Metazoa, Chordata, Actinopteri, Cypriniformes, Catostomidae. The record is from RefSeq and is a predicted model, not a curated record. Gene Ontology annotation, biological process: peptide hormone processing. The coding region runs from base 483 to 2783 and encodes 766 amino acids. Gene Ontology annotation, molecular function: metalloendopeptidase activity. The transcript has 18 exons. Gene Ontology annotation, cellular component: plasma membrane.
AACAAUUCCCUCCCAGCUGUAAAUGAAACCACACUGGAAUGCACACAGUCUCUUUAUCUUACAUGCGUAUACUCGCACACACUCACUCUCCCUCAUGUAUGUUGAUCAAGUCCACUCUCCUUCCUGUUUUUCACAAGUUCCGGCCUUUUUACUGACGCUAGUGUCGCAGACAGGGAAAACUCCAAGGGAUCCCUUGUUUGGUAAUACUAACUUGGUUGCUGUGCAUUUAGGAAAGCUGAGAAGAGAGCUUAUAAAGCAAUUUCCCUACAUGUUUGUUGUGAAUACCGAGUUGACCAUGCUUUGAGGCUUAUCUCGUAGGUGUAGGUGAUGUUUUGGGGAGGAGGAGGAAACCCCUUUCAAACAUUCUUCAAGUCCUUGGGGAUCUUCACAGUCUUCUUCCAAUGGAUCCAAAGAUAGCAAACAUUCCCUGGAUUACCAAAAACUGCUGAAACGCUUGGAAACACUCAUGGUUUGAUUUGGUUAUGGAAGCACUGAGAGAAUCUAUUCUUCAUUUGACAUUUCAGAUGUCUACUUACAAACGGGCCACUUUGGAUGAAGAGGAGUUGUUGGAAACCGGCUCCGAUGGGAUCUACCCAACUUAUACCAUGCAGGUGGGGCUGCAGCGUGGCCUAGGUCCUCGGUGCUGGGCGGGGAAGACCCAAGUCGAGAGAAAGCUAGUGGUCAUAGUGUGUGCUCUGUCCUUGGCCCUGUUCAUCUGCAUCUUGACGUUGGGUUUGCACUAUAAAGAAUCUCAUCCAGGAAUGUGCCUGUCAGAGCCAUGUGUUAGUGUGGCAAGUGCAGUAAUGGGUGCCCUCGAUCGAUCGGUAGACCCUUGCCAGGAUUUUUACAACUUUGCUUGUGGUGGUUGGAUGAGGAAGAACCCGUUGCCGGAGGGCAAGUCCCGCUGGGGUCCCUUCAGCAACCUAUGGGAGCACAACAUGGCGGUCAUGAAGAACUUACUGGAGAACACGAGCAUGAAAAGCCUGAGCAAAGCAGAACAAAAAUCCCAGUGGUAUUAUCAAGCCUGUAUGAACGAGACCAGAAUUGAAGCUCUCGGAGCAAAACCACUACAAGAUCUCAUCAAUCAGACAGGAGGUUGGGGUUUGAGCAGCCCAUGGGAGAAGGAUAACUUCCAAGAGGUUUUACGGACGGUAUCGGCCAACUUCCGCACCUCCCCUUUCUUCACUGUUUUUGUGAGCACAGACUCUAAAAGCUCCAACAGCAACAUCAUCCAGGUGGAUCAGUCUGGGUUGGGACUUCCAUCUAGGGAAUACUAUCUCAAUAAGACAGCCAAUGAAAAGUAUUUAAAAGCAUAUCUGAACUUCUUGGUGGAGCUCGGGGUUCUUUUGGGUGGCUCAGACGAGACCUCUCAGAAGAUGAUGCAGGAAAUUGUAGACUUUGAAACGGCUCUGGCAAACAUCACGGUCCCUCAAGAGGAUAGACGAGACGAGGAGAAAAUCUACCACAAGAUCCAGGCCAAAGAGUUAGCUACUUUAGCUCCUGCAGUAGAUUGGAUGCCUUUCCUCUCUGCAGUGUUUUCCCCCGUUGCCCUGAAUAAUUCUGAACCUGUGGUUGUGUACGCUAAAGAAUACCUACAGAAAGUCUCUGAGCUCAUUAGCAACACCAACAAGAGCAUCUUGAAUAACUACAUGAUCAUGAAAGUGGUGCGGAAAAUGGUGUCCAUCCUAGACCAGAGGUUCCAAGAUGCAGAGCAGCGCUUCCUUGAAGUCAUGUACGGCACCAAAAGGAGCUGUAUGCCACGCUGGAAACUUUGCGUCAGCGACACAGACAGUGCUCUGGGGUUUGCCCUCGGGGCACUCUUUGUCAAAGCUACCUUUUCUGAGGACAGCAAGACUUUUGUUGAAGCUAUGGUCUCUGAGAUCAAAUGGGCCUUUGAAGACAGCCUUAAGACUGUUGGCUGGAUGGAUCCUGAGACAAAAAAGGCUGCCAAAGAAAAGGCAGAUGCAAUAUACAAUAUGAUUGGAUAUCCAAAGUUCAUUAUGAGCCCCAAAGAGCUGGACAAGGUGUUUAAUGACUUUGAUGUUGUUUCAGAACUUUACUUUCAAAAUGUCAUGAAUUAUUACAACUUCUCUGCACGAGUGACUGCAGACCAGCUGAGAAAGGCCCCCAACAGAGAUCAAUGGAGUAUGACCCCACCUACAGUUAAUGCCUACUACAACCCUACGAAGAAUGAGAUGGUACUUCCAGCUGGCAUACUCCAGGCUCCCUUUUAUAGCCAUGCUUGGCCAAAGGCCAUGAAUUUUGGUGGCAUAGGUGUGGUUAUGGGGCAUGAGCUCACCCAUGCCUUUGAUGACCAAGGAAGAGAGUAUGAUAAGAAUGGGAAUUUGCGUUCAUGGUGGAAAAAUUCUUCAGUGGAGGCUUUUAAACACCAGACACAGUGCAUGGUGGAGCAGUACAGCAACUACAGUAUCAAUAAAGAACCUCUGAAUGGGAGACACACUUUGGGAGAAAAUAUUGCAGAUAACGGAGGCCUAAGAGCAGCUUAUAAGGCCUAUGUCAACUGGAUCAAGAAGAAUGGUGAGGAAGCCACUCUGCCUGCUCUUGGAAUGACUAAUCAUCAGCUGUUUUUUGUAGGAUUUGCUCAGGUGUGGUGCUCAGUUCGGACACCUGAAAGCUCACACGAGGGCGUUAUCACUGACCCACACAGUCCUUCACGUUUCCGGGUCAUUGGCACCAUCUCCAACUCCAAUGAGUUCUCGAAGCACUUUGGCUGCAAGGCAAACUCACCCAUGAACCCCAAACAAAAGUGUGAGCUGUGGUGACAGUGACUGGAAUGAGCAUGUCUGCUCAGCAAGAUGGUGAAGCUAUGUUUUCGCCAAAAAUAUGCCAAACGACCGUCUCAGGUUGCCUUAUCUUUUGACAUAUGUUCAAAAAAGCUGGUGGACUUAUAAUGGACUGCAUAAUUUCCAGCAGUAACUUGCCUCUUAAUGAUGAGUUGGUGUAAAUAAAGGCUCCACGGAACUCUUUAAAAUGAGUUUUAAUCUUAUCAAUACACUGGAAAUAAAGUUAGUGGUUAAAUGUAAUCUUGAGAAAGAAUCGUCCCUCUUGCAAGUCAAGUUUCUUUAAAUAAUGCCUUUUUUAGCAAAUGCUUUUAUUUUUCUAAUGGGAAAUAUUUAUUUUCUCUCUUUAUUACAUUGGUGUGUUAUCUUUUUUGUCUUUUAUGUUAUUCAACUCUUGCGCAACGUGUUUUGGAACAUUGUUAAAUAACUUUGCUCACAUUCUUGAUACAUGGUUGAUUUUCUCAUGAAAAUGUGGUUUCAACAAUUAUUAUUAUUUUUUUAUAUAAAACUGUUCCAACACAUCUGAUGAAGACUGGCCUAUCUAUUUAGAUCAUCUAUAUCAUAAUGUAAUUUUAAUGUUGAUAAAUGAAGAAUAUAUGACCAAUGUGUGUUAUGUGAGUAGUAUUCAAAGUGUUCAUUUGGAAAUAUUGCUGGACCACACUACAACCAAAUGCCUUUUAAAUAAAAUAUGCAAAUAUUGUGCAAUACAUGCAGGCUUUUUUUGUUAUGUUU